This is a messenger RNA of Paramecium sonneborni, 1352 nucleotides long. Lineage: Eukaryota; Ciliophora; Oligohymenophorea; Peniculida; Parameciidae. The record is from the annotation of a GenBank genome assembly.
UCCUUUAUGAAGGUUAAUAUUAGAUGGAUAAAAAGAUUAACAAGUGGAUAACAAAAUAUAGAUAUAGUGAAAAUGAUUAAUUUGAGAUAUUGUAAUUAUUAAGGAGGAGGUGAAUAUGAUUUAAAUGGAUUAAAAUAAGAUUAAUGGUAUGAUUUAAUUAAGCAUUUUUCUAAGUAAAAUUUUUUACUCAUCAUAGCUCUAAUUAAUUAAUUCUUAUUGGAAAUUAUUCUAUAAAUAGAUUACAAGGCUAAUUUAAAAUACAAUAUCGAGAUACAUUUGAAGCUAAUUCAGAGUUUGAAUUAAUGUAAUUAUAACAAAAAAAAAUCUAGAGGAUAAGGAUUUAUAUAAAAAGGGAAGAAAGAGGGAUAUUUCAUAGAAGUAGGGAAUAAUUUUAGUGAGUAUUACAAUAUUCAAUUUAAGGAUCUGUUAAAUUUAAUUUAGAGGUAAUUAUGAAGAAGGGAUUAAAGAAGGAAAAUGGGAAAUACUGUUUCGAAAUUAUAAGAAUGAAAGUUUUAUUCAAAUGUAUUGAAUAAUAAUUUUAUUUAGAGGAGGAGGUAGUUUUUAAAAAGGUACAAAAAUAAAUUAAUGGAUAGAUGUAGAUGAAGAAUUUUGUAGGUAAAAUAAAUUUAUAAUUGAAGAUUCCGUUAAAUAAUAUUUAAGUUAUAAUAUAAAUGUGGGAUUAAAUCUGGUCCAUGUGAGAUUUUAUUUAAAGAUCUUGAAAAAGAAAAUUUUUAGAUUAUGUAUUUAAGAAUUUAAAUAAAUUAGUGGAUAGGGAGAGUAUAAUUAAAAUGGCUUAAAGGAUAAUUAAUGGGUUGAACCUAAUGAAGGUUUUUGGAAGUAAUAUAUAUUUGAGAUUUAUUUAAGAAACUUUUAAAUAUUUAAUGAAGGAUCAUAUCAAAAUGGGAUUAAAAUUAAUUAAUGGUAUAUCAAGAGAGAGAUGGAGAGAAUAACAAUAAUGUAUUUUAUGACUUUAUAAUUAAAAGAGAGCAAGGUUAAUAUAAUUAGUAAGGAAAAAGACAUGGUUUUUGGUGUGAAUUUGUUAAUAAAGGAUUUAAGUAAGAUUGAUUUAAUUACUUUAAGAAAUUUUAUUAUUAAUAUUAGAGGAAAUUAUGAAGAUGGUAAAAAGGUCGGAAAUUGGGUAUUGUAUCAUCACAAUACACUAUAGCCAACUUUAUGGAAAGAAGUGUAAUUAUAAAUUGAAAUAAUAUAAAGGAAAUUUUCAUUUAGAUGAUGAAGAAUUGAAAGAUGGAGAUUCAAUUGAUCUAGAUCAUAAUUUUACUUUGUAAAUAAAAUUUAUAAUACAAGGAACAAAUGUAUAUAUAGUGGAAAAUAUUCUCAUGGAUAUAAGGAAG